This is a messenger RNA of Armigeres subalbatus, 1308 nucleotides long. RefSeq lists its product as uncharacterized. The record is from RefSeq and is a predicted model, not a curated record. The coding region runs from base 1 to 1308 and encodes 435 amino acids. Lineage: Eukaryota; Metazoa; Arthropoda; Insecta; Diptera; Culicidae. The transcript is spliced from 3 exons.
AUGAGGCAGCACUAUCGAUCAAAAAUAUCAAUCGUACGCGUAAACGAUCUACAACACCUCAUAGAUUUGAACUACCGCAUCGACGCUGCCGAUCACCAGAUACAUCAGUCGACAACAGAACCUUACGUUCGGCGACCGAUUAACCAAGUGGAAGUAGCACGAGAAGACAGCGAGGAUGAAGAACUCCAAGAAACAAUGGUGAACCACAUCAGAGGGCGGCAACAGAACAUCGUACGAUCGGGUCAUUCAAACAACGGGAUUAUACCACAUGACCAAAGAAACGUCGAAACAGGAGCAGAUUUCUGGGACGCAUUUGGGAUCAAGCCAAUGAUCGAUAUGGGGAAAGGACCAGAAUAUCUGGAAACCGUACCGAACCGGAAAAACGAAAGUAUGUGCUUUACGAUCGAGCCGACCGACCAGGUACCGGAAACGAAGGAAGAAGAAGAAGACGAUACUCUAGAUAUUCCGGUUUUCGAGGGACCAACUGAGGCGGCUCCAGAUCCAGAAUCGGUUGAAACGGAACACGAAUUGAGUGCAGACGAAAGGGAGCAGUUGCUGAGGGUGAUCAAAGGAUUCGAAUUGACAUCCACCGGAAAAUUAGGUAGAACACAUUUGAUUGAGCAUGAAAUUGUGUUGAAAGAAGGAGCAACACCGCGUAAUCCGGCUAUGUACAAAUGCUCACCGUACAUGCAGGAAGCGAUAAGAAAGGAAGUGGAGAGAUUUAAGUCGCUAGACGCUAUCGAGGAAUGCUAUAGCGAAUGGACCAAUCCACUAGUACCUGUUCCAAAGAAAAAUGGGAAGGUCCGAAACAUCGGAGGAGUAUAUCGCUUUAAGGUUCUACCAUUUGGAGUGAUCAAUGCGCCAUUUACGAUGUCGCGAUUGAUGAACAAGGCUCUCGGCUUUGACUUAGAACCGAGAGUGUUCGUAUAUCUCGACGACAUAGUCAUAGCCACUGAAACGCUGGAAGAGCACUUGCGUCUUUUGAGAAUUGUAGGGGAGAGACUUCGACAAGCUGGUUUGACGAUUUCCUUGGAAAAGUCCCGGUUUUGCCGGAAACAGGUAAUGUACCUAGGCUAUUUGCUAAAUGAGCACGGAGUAGCAAUAGACAGUAGCAGGAUCCAACCGGUGUUGGAUUACGCAAGACCUAAGACUCAGGAGGACAUCCGUAGACUUAUGGGCCUCGCUGGGUUCUACCAGCGCUUCGUCAAGGAUUAUAGUAGGGUAACAGCCCCAAUAACAGAUCUCCUCACGAAAGAAAACAAAAGUUUAUUUGGAACAAUGAAGCUGAGAGCGCAUUUCGCGAACUAA